AUGCUGAAGACGUCGCCAGCUCUGUCCGCUUCCGCCAAUGCCUCACCUACCGCUUUUCGAUAUGCGACCUCGUCCCCUCAGCACUCCUCCAAGCCUUCGCCAGCUCUCCGGCGACGGCCUUCUACCCGCUCCAACGCUUCGUCUGCCACCGACGCCAUGAAGUCCUCUCCGAUACAACGUCCGAGACAAUACGUCGCAAAUGAUCCAGGCAUACAUGGAUCCCCCAACGAAGCCCAACGACCACCGUCCUCACUCUCCCAAAAGGCCUCUGCACAACCUUCGCAAUCGCCCCAUCCUGCUCCCCCCUCACGAUCCUCCCAGGACCAACCUGUGCAACCAGGUCAAUCUCUAAGCGGGGUUUCGCCAACAAAACGUCGAAGCUCGCCCGCGCCGAUUGAUCCUCUAGCCACUGUCGCUGCAGACUCAUCACCACAAACGAGCAAACGUCCAAAACCAGAUACGCCGCUGUCAAAAGUACUACCGGACCGCUAUGAAUUCUGUGCCAUCGAGGACAUGGUGGAACUGGUUGCGCAUAUGCUGUCAGAGCUGAUCACUACAAAUGACGCCAUUCGAAUAUCAAAUGGCGGUUUGACACGCUUUCACUCAAGAACCCCGCCUGGAAUAUCAGUUCGAGAUUAUCUGCACCGUUUGGCUCGCCAUGCAACCCUGACACCACCGCUUCUCUUAGCGAUGGUCUACUAUAUUGAUCGGCUUUGCGCUAUGUAUCAGGAAUUUACUAUUAAUACGUUGACCGUGCAUCGGUUUCUCAUAACGGCAGCUACAGUUGCAGCCAAAGGGUUGUCAGACUCUUUUUGGAAUAACACCACUUAUGCCCGGGUUGGUGGAGUUCGAGUUGCCGAACUCAAAUUACUAGAAUUGGAAUUCCUCUACCGCGUGGAUUGGAAAAUUGUUCCAAAUCCCGAAGUUCUCGUUGCAUAUUACAAGGGUCUUGUGGAGCGAACACCCGGAUACGUCCUAGAGUCGGAUGGCUCCGAUGAAGAGGACGAAGAAGAUGAUGACGAAGAUAUCGAGGACUGUGACAACGCUGCCUCGGAGAACUAGAGUCGUGGACUGAUUGGCUCUCAUACGGUACCGAGACAUAGAUGAUCCGUCCUAUCUCCGCGGAUCGAACAUGGACACGAGAUGGUAUCAUGUUUCAGUGAAGACCAUGUCGCAAACGGGAGUAAGGGCAUGAUGAGAAAAUUAAGGAACGGUUAUGCAUAGCACAUCAUUUGCAGGCGUUUAGGGUCAGGCGAUUUGCUCGAUUGUAUUAUGAUGGUUUCUAGGGAAAGAAAGGCAACGGAUGUUUUAAGUAAAUAUUUCAGAGGCAAGAAGCCACACUUUAGAUUCGAACAUUUUCGAACGUAGCCU
Molecule: messenger RNA, 1371 nt
Organism: Fusarium graminearum PH-1
Lineage: Eukaryota; Fungi; Ascomycota; Sordariomycetes; Hypocreales; Nectriaceae
Exons: 2
Coding region: 1-1062 (353 amino acids)
Biological process (GO): regulation of cyclin-dependent protein serine/threonine kinase activity
Cellular component (GO): cyclin-dependent protein kinase holoenzyme complex; nucleus
Molecular function (GO): protein kinase binding; cyclin-dependent protein serine/threonine kinase regulator activity
Source: RefSeq, a predicted model, not a curated record